GAACGGAAACAGAAUUCAUUCAUGGUUGAAAAGUCACAGAAAUUGUCCCUGUUCUUCUCGACACUGGAUACUAAUAUCAAAAAGAGAGGUCCGAAGAUCUACCAGCCUUUCAUAAACCAGAAGAUUAAAAUGUCUAAUACUAAUAGUCGGCUGUGAAGAAGAGAGAGAAGCUUGGAGCUUACCAGCAAUGGUAACUGAGGAUCACCUUCUCUUCAAUAUAAAACAAGAAGGAUUCUGAAGUUACCCAAGAUCGAAAAGAAUGAAAUCGAUUGCUUUCUUACAGGAAAUGAGGCCCCUGGUUGGAAGCAUAAGCACUCUUUCAGCUUAAAUUCCUGCUUGAUCAAUCCAAUCCAGACAAACAGGAGAGAAGAAAACCUCACAACUACGGUUUGUGAGCCCAAGAAUGAAGGAAUGGCUAGCCCUAAGAAGUUCGCACUAGGAGCUACUCUAACUCAGGACCCCCAAGCUAGAGAGCUGAAAGUUCAGAGACAGAUGAAGUCAGAAGACCGUAAGAGGAAGUUCAAGAAAAACCUUCUUAACCUCCAGUCCCGGAUGAACAACUUGGAUAAUAUCAGAGAUAGCCCUGCAGGCUUUAACCAUUUGUAUUCACUCGAUACUACCAAUGCAUCGACAGCUGAGUCAGUCAAGAUUCCAGAGUUUACACUUGAAAACAAACGUAAGAGGGACUUCCUACGUGAAUCUUUCAACUCAGAUAAUUCUCAUGGGAAGAAUUCCCAUCGGAUUUGCUCUAGUGAGUUGCAAACUUCCGACAUAGAAAGCCCAAGAGUUGGCCAAAGGCCAGCUCGUAAGAAAUCCAAGUUGAUCUUUUAUCAUCCAACUGCUAAUCCAGAAUACCGAAAUUUUGACAAAUCUGGGCAUUCCUUCAGCUAUAAGAAGAAGAGUUCAAGUUCUUUAGAGAAGAAGCAUGACAUUUGCAAAGAUUCUGGGAUCUCUGCAGAUUUUAAAAAUUCCUUUAAAAAGAUGUUUAUCCAGUCUUAUCCUAAGCGCAAGUUCUGCCGCCCUCAGCAGCCUUUGGCUGCUGGGACGACUCAAGACUUUACAGGGGUGCCUAGGACAAAGCAAGAUCAGGAGAAAAAGCUUUUUAAUAUUUCAGAAAUAUUCACUUGCCCAAGAAAAACAGCUUAUUUCGGUUCUAGCGAAUAA
Messenger RNA from Moneuplotes crassus, 1164 nucleotides. The record is from the annotation of a GenBank genome assembly. Lineage: Eukaryota; Ciliophora; Spirotrichea; Euplotida; Euplotidae.